Molecule: messenger RNA, 1476 nt
Organism: Acanthosepion pharaonis
Lineage: Eukaryota; Metazoa; Mollusca; Cephalopoda; Sepiida; Sepiidae
Source: the annotation of a GenBank genome assembly
AUGCAACCAUUUAGUUCACGCCACUUUUGUUGGAUUCGUUUUACGAUAAAACCAAUAUCAGUCGUUUCUUGUAUAACCCUAAAACCACAGCAUAUCUAUCUAUCUAUCUAUCUAUCUAUAUAUCUAUCUAUCUAUCUAUCUAUCUAUCCUGUUGAAUAUUAUGAAUAUUUGCCUCAUUCAGGUAUCGACACGCAGAAUUGUUUCGCCAAAAAACAUUUGUCAAUGAAAAAUAAUGAUAGUUCAAUAUCUAAAAAACUACUAUUCAUUCUUUCUUUCUCUCUUUAUUCUGUCCUUAUUCUCGUCUCUUUCUUUUUUUCUUUUUUCUUUCGUUCUUUAUUCUUUUUUCUUUCUUUAUUUUUGUCUCAUUCAAUUUUAUUCUGUCUUUCUUUCUUUAUUCAUCUUCUUUCUUUCUUUCUUUCUUCUGUCCUCUAUUUUUGUCUCUUUUCCUUUUAUUCUCUUUCAUCCUUUAUUCCUUUUUCUUUCUUUCCUUCUAUUUCUCUUGUUAUUUUCUCUUUCGUUCUACAUUCUCUUUUCUUUAUUUCUUUCUUUUUUUGUCUCUGUCGUCUUUCAUUCUAUAUUCUCUUUUUUCGUUCUUUCUUUCUUUUUGUCUCUUUCUUUUGUAUUCUCUUUUUCAUUCUUUAUUCUUUUGUCUUUCUUUCUUUCAUUAUUUUAUUUUUGUCUCAUUCUUCUUUUUCUCUCUUUUAUACUUUAUUCUCUUUUUCUUUCUUUCUCUUUCUCUUUUUAUUCUCUCUUUCUUUAUUUAAUCUUUCUUUCUUUCUUUCUUCUGUCCUUCUCCAUUUUUGUCUCUUUCUCAUUUUAUUCUCUUUCAUCCUUUAUUCCAUCGUUCUGUCUUUCUUUCUUUCUUUCUUUCUUUCUUUCUUUCUUUCUUUCUUUCUUUCUUUCUAUUUCUUCCUUUCUUUUUUUCUAUCAUUCUUCCAGUCUGAAUUCUUUUCUUUUCCUCUGUUACCUCCUCGUUUUUCUUUAUUCUUUCAUUUGCUUUUUCCAUCAAACUUUUUUCGUUUUCCUUCAGUUUUCCAACUUCGUUCGUUCGUUUCAUUUGUUUUUUCAUCGUUUAUUUCUCAAUUAUUCUUUCAUUAUUCUUCUGAUAACUAUCUAUCUUUGUUUCUAUGGCAUUUACUUUUCGCCUCUCUUCUUCCUAAGGAGAUUUCUUCUUUUCUUUUUGUCUCUUUCUUUUGCUUUCUCUUUUUCAUUUUUUAUUCUUUCUUUCUUUCUUUCUUUUUUUCAUUAUAUCUUUUUGUCUCUUUCUUCUUUUUGUCUCUUUCAUUCUUUAUUCUCUUUUUUGUUUCUCUUUCUCUUUUUAUUCUUUCUUUCUUUAUUUUUUCUUUCUUUCUUUCUUCUGUCCUUCUUUCUUUUUGUCUCUUUCUCCUUUUAUUCUCUUUCAUCCUUUAUUCUCUCGUUCUUUCUUUCCAAUAUAUUUCUAUUUUUUCUGGCGAUAUUUACUUUUCAUUUCCCUAA